Messenger RNA from Oxyura jamaicensis (ruddy duck), 2309 nucleotides. RefSeq names its product Rho GDP dissociation inhibitor alpha (gene ARHGDIA). Gene Ontology annotation, molecular function: Rho GDP-dissociation inhibitor activity; protein binding. NCBI's taxonomy places the organism in Eukaryota, Metazoa, Chordata, Aves, Anseriformes, Anatidae. Gene Ontology annotation, biological process: Rho protein signal transduction. The transcript is spliced from 6 exons. The record is from RefSeq and is a predicted model, not a curated record. The coding region runs from base 171 to 785 and encodes 204 amino acids. Gene Ontology annotation, cellular component: membrane; cytoplasm; cytosol.
GGCGCGCAGCUGCUGGGCCGGAAGCGAGGCGCUGGCCCCGCCCUCGCGUAACGGGAAGUGGCGGGCGUGGCCCGGAAGUGCGGGGGUGCGCGGGCGGCUGGGCGGAUCCCGGCGGUGGUGUCAGCGCGGCGCGGAGCGCGAGCAGGGCCGUGUAAGUCGCGUGUGUGAGGAUGGCAGAGCAGGAGCCAACGGCAGAGCAGCUGGCCCAGAUUGCAGCUGAGAACGAGGAGGAUGAGCACUCCGUCAACUACAAGCCACCUGCCCAGAAGAGCAUCCAGGAGAUCCAGGAGCUGGACAAGGAUGAUGAGAGCCUGCGCAAGUACAAGGAGGCGCUGCUCGGUGCCGUCACCGUGACUGCGGACCCUAACGCUCCAAAUGUGGUGGUGACCAAACUGACGUUGGUCUGUGCUACUGCUCCCGGCCCUCUGGAGCUGGACCUGACAGGUGACCUGGAGAGUUACAAGAAGCAAGCGUUUGUGCUGAAGGAGGGUGUGGAAUACCGGAUAAAAAUCUCCUUUAGGGUUAACAGGGAGAUUGUGUCAGGGUUGAAGUAUAUUCAGCACACAUUCCGGAAAGGAGUGAAAAUUGACAAGACUGAAUACAUGGUUGGGAGCUAUGGCCCCCGAGCAGAGGAGUACGAGUUCCUGACCCCCAUGGAAGAAGCCCCCAAGGGCAUGCUGGCCCGGGGCAGCUACAACAUCAAAUCCAAAUUCACAGAUGAUGAUAAGACUGACCACCUGUCCUGGGAGUGGAACCUGACCAUCAAGAAGGAUUGGAAGGACUAGCCCUUCCCAAAGCCAAUCCCCAGAGAGCGUGAAUCAGACAGUGGCUACCGUAGAAAUCCCUCCCUGUACCAAAGUGCUGACAUUGGAACCCUCUUACCUUCCAUCCCCUGUUAAAUUUGACCAGAGCGCUCAGUUUUGUAAUGUGCCCCCUCCCCAGAGAAUCACUGAAUCUGUUGACCAAACCGUGCUGUCUGCAUCUGAUCUCCAGCUGCUCGUCCCAGGGCCGCGCCGUUCCAGCACAGAGGUGGGAGUGUUUGCUCCCUUGCCAGGCGCUUCGCUGCUUCUCACCUUCCUUUAUUCUGGUCGGUGCUGAAGGGGAGACUCCUACACUCGGUGUAGGAUCCUGUGCUUAGCUUUCCUGUGCACAGCUCAGGGUAGCUACUGCCUCCAAGUAGCUGAAGAACUUUGAUGCCAGGCAGCUAUUUGAAUCUAUUUGUUGGCUAAAAUCAUGUCCAGCCUGCCCCUUCCACCCAGUCAGUGUCCUGAGGACACUGGCACCUUCAUUUGUGGAUGUUCCCUGUAACCAUGAUGCCUUAAUGUGUAACACGUAUCCUCUAGGGAGGGGGCCCUGCCCUUGUUACACUUUUUAAAUGCCACCCGCCCUCCCCCUGUUUGUUGGCAUGGCACUCAUCUUGGUCACGCCCCUCUUGGGUAUUAGGAAAGAUUCACAACUUCCUGCUUUGCUGCUGGUCCAUUCUUCACCCGAGACUGGACAUCUCCGGAGAGGAGGGCAUUGUGACACCCCGGGUGACAUCUCGCCCCUUCCCCAGGCCAUCCCUCUCAGUGUCCAGAGAGCUGGCCUGGCAGAACCCUGUCCCUGUUUGUCUCCGGACUCUCUGGGCAGCCCUGGUACCUCCAAGGGCAUAGAGGGGGUUGCAAGGCAGGUGGGUGCGGGAGUCACCAGUGGUGCCAUCACCUCAGACUUCUAAUUGCAGCCAAAGGAGCUGCAAAGCACUGAAAUACCAGGACAGCACCUGCCCUCCCGGCUGUUUUGGGCUGAGGAUGGACUAGUCUGUUUCUGCAGCUGCUCUCCUGAUGCGAUCAACAAAGAGCUUGCAAAGGACAAGUAUUCAGAAGCGGUUAAUGCCUUAUGUAUCUGUUCUGCCUUUAAAAUCUGUGCCUGGCCUGUCAGUAUUUAUUGCCUUGACACUCGACUCCCUGCCCCGUGCCCACAGCAGCCCCCUGCAGCACUCCAGCCUGCCACCCAGGGCGGCGCUGACACGGCACUCGGGGCAAAGGGGGCCUCUGGGGCCCACGAGCCCCCGACGGCAGGCAAGUUCCAGCUCCGCAGCCCUCUUAUUUGGAUCUUCCCACGUUGAGGUUGUAUUAGAACUGGGACCAAGUACAUGUGGCUUUCUCGUAGCUACGUCUUUGCCUCUAACUCUCCCUUGCCCUGCCCCUAGAGAGAUUUUUGUUAAUUUGAUUUGGUGCAUAUUGUCUGUAAAUCCUAGACCCAGGUUAACAGGUUUGGAAUCAUCGUCUGCUUCUCCUUUUAUGACAGUUAAAUAAAAUCUUUGAACUGAC